AUGCGAACACGCGGAUUUUUCUCCUGUGCAGCACUGGUCCUGUUGCUGAUAGCCAUUGGCCUGUUGGUUGCGUCAAUGGUCACUACAGGAUGGCUUUCUGGGUCAUACACACUCGGUCAUGUGUACAGGAAGAACUGUAAUGUGGGUCUAUUUACUGUGUCCAUAGACGGAGAGGAGUAUGACAGGCGGCGGUUUUUUCGAAUCUACAAAGUGGAAUUCCAAACAACGGUAAUACUGCAGUCAUUUGGAGGAGGUCACUUGUUGUUAGCUACACCAUGCUACAUAUUGUUUUUAACAACAUUUAGUGGUCCAGGAUUUCUCUUCUACUUUUUGUUUGCAGGCUUAUCAGGUAUUUUUCUCCUUGCCGGCUCCCUUUAUUUCCGGUUCAACGUUACUGUCGUCAACUUGAGCCCGGACUUCAGCUGGUACUUGUCUCUGCUAGCUUCCAUAUUUGCAUGCAGCAGUAUAGGAGUUGUGAAAACCGCCAUCACCAGAGGAGAACUCGAAACAGAACCGAAGCCAGACAAUGUCGACAUCGCCACGAAUGUGCAGCACAUUCGCCUGUAA
Molecule: messenger RNA, 567 nt
Organism: Candidula unifasciata
Lineage: Eukaryota; Metazoa; Mollusca; Gastropoda; Stylommatophora; Geomitridae
Source: the annotation of a GenBank genome assembly